GCAAUUGUUGAUACCAGAGCAAUGACGCCCAUUACACGCGAUGAAUGGGCUCUGGAAGGCAUUGACACGGCGUAAUACAUCAGUGUCGCCGUUGAGGCCAUUUUCACCAUUUAACGGAGCAUUUAAAUUGAGAGCGCCGGCUGUGUUUCCCCAAAGCCGAACUCUUUACCUUGCGCCGCCUUUCCUGCUGGAUGAAUAUCUUCCCAGGUACCAAUUAUUAUCAUCUAUAGAUGCUGCUAAAAAGCGGUCUGAAGCAUAUGCACACCUGCGGAACUGCAAUCUCUGCCCGCGUCUUUGUGGAGUAAACCGUUAUGAAAAGACUGGAGUUUGCUUGAUUGGUGCUGAGACAGCCAAGGUCAAUGUAAUCGCGCCUCAUUUUGGAGAAGAACCAUGUAUCCAAGGCCAUAAUGGGUCCGGCUCAGUGUUCUUCUCGGGAUGCAAUUUACGUUGCGUCUUUUGCCAAAAUCACGACAUUGCGCAUCAGCGUAAUGGGCAGGAUUUAACCCCUGAAGAGCUCGCUGAGUGGUACAUGAAGCUACAGGAUGUGGGUGGAGCGCAUAAUAUUAAUCUCAUAACGCCGGAACAUGUUGUGCCGCAGGUUGUCCUGUCUAUUCUUCACGCCCGAGACCUUGGCUUGAAGAUACCCAUCAUCUACAACACUUCUGCGUUUGAUUCGCUUACGUCGAUAAAGCUGUUGGAUGGACUGGUUGAUAUAUACCUUCCGGACUUCAAAGUUUGGAGCAACAGCACUUCAAAGCGGUUACUCAAGGCUGACGACUACGCGAAGACGGCCAUGGAAAGCAUUAAAGCGAUGCAUGAUCAAGUGGGCGACCUUUCCUUCACCGCGGACGGAAUCGCGAAGAAGGGCGUGCUUGUUCGUCAUCUAGUCAUGCCUGGAAAGGAGGAAGAGGGUGAGCAAAUCGUCCGGUGGCUAGCAGAUAAUGUGUCGAAAGACCUGUAUAUCCAUAUCAUGGAACAAUAUCACCCUGAUGCACAUGUCGGGAAGCCAAAGCGACAAACGAGUGCUUCGGAACCGGAUACCAGUUCUACUGAAGGAGGACCAUUGCCCAGCUCUAAGGACAAGGCUGGCAGUGUACGAUAUGCCGAUAUUAAUAGGCCGAUCUCUGAACAGGAAUUAUCUAGCGUUAGGAAAGCGGCUGAAAAUGCUGGACUAUGGAGGUUCUGUGAUGCAGCUGACCACGGAGGCUUCAAUAUCUAAAUCCGAUUCCAGAAAUGUAGAAGAAGGCCAUCACGGGAUAUAUUCUAUGCACAAUUUCACCGAUUCUCGUUUUUCGCUACAAUAGUACAUAUCUUAUUUGAUAAUAGACAUUCAUAUUUCAGUCAUGUAGCGUAGCGUCUCAGCGGCGAUGUGACGAUUUCGGGGCUG
Xylona heveae TC161 is the source of this 1387-nucleotide messenger RNA. RefSeq lists its product as hypothetical. The transcript has 2 exons. Gene Ontology annotation, molecular function: catalytic activity; iron-sulfur cluster binding. The coding region runs from base 41 to 1219 and encodes 392 amino acids. Lineage: Eukaryota; Fungi; Ascomycota; Xylonomycetes; Xylonales; Xylonaceae. The record is from RefSeq and is a predicted model, not a curated record.